AUGUGGUAAUGUCAUUUUUCCUUCACUCUAAUCAGUUUUUCAUAACUGUAUAAUUAUUGGGAAAUUAACAUGGAAUCUGGACCCUUCAUAUUUCUUACUUAUAGUAAUUUGGUUAGAAACUAAUGGUGUUUAAUCUAAAAAGUGGUAGUCAGAGACAUCAGUUGCAGAAAGAGGAAAGGACUGCUUGCUCAGGGCAUGGGACUUGGCUAGUGUUUAUUUAGGCUUCGGGCUCAGCAUGAUUCAGUGGGUACAAGUUAGUUUAGGUAGUGGUCUGCUCCUAUGGUAAGUGAAUGGGCUCAUCUCAAACUUGGCCUUGUGACGGGAGCUGGAACUGCCAAUGAGCGCCAGCCGCGGAGCAGGGCCCAGCCUGGAAAACAAAGGAGAUUAAUCCUGAUCAAGAUGACAACCUCCCAAAAGCACCGAGACUUCGUGGCAGAGCCCAUGGGGGAAAAGCCAGUGGGGAGCCUGGCCGGGAUCGGUGAAGUCCUGGGCAAGAAGCUGGAGGGAAGGGGCUUUGACAAGACUUAUGUGGUCCUUGGCCAGUUUCUGGUGCUAAAGAAAGACGAAGACCUCUUCCGGGAAUGGCUAAAGGACACAUGUGGCGCCAAUGCCAAGCAGUCCCGGGACUGCUUUGGGUGCCUUUGAGAGUGGUGUGACACCUUCUUGUGAUGCUUUCUGGGGAGCCCCCCAUCCCUAAUGCCAGCCUUGAGUCUUCAGAGUUUGCAGCUCAGUGGGGACUAUUCCCUUGUCCUCUACCAAGGAAACGAUUGCUGUCUGCUCACCACCGAUGUCCUCCGGGUCUCUGGGGGAGUUCUCUCCCCUCACCAUUUCAACCUUUUUGGAAUUCUCACUCUUGCAUGUAUCUCCCUUCUCUUUCCCCUGCCAGUUUCAGGUCGGUAAUCAGCUUUUCUGAGUGGAUUUCUGGUCCCUACCCUCACACCUGGUCUGUUUAAUGACAUUUGGCUUCCCUUUUGGCAAAACAGUCACUGUCCAUAUAAAGUUUUUGAAAUCAAUAAAGUCAGUGGCCUUCCAAAAAACCCCCCAAAAACAAAAACACACACAAAAAACUUGGCCUUGUGUUGCAUGCAAUGGAAGGGCCCAGGAAUCCUAGAGGCUAGUCCAGCC
Messenger RNA from Myotis myotis, 1125 nucleotides. Its product is annotated as barrier-to-autointegration factor-like. Bases 280 to 645 code for a protein of 121 amino acids. The record is from RefSeq and is a predicted model, not a curated record. Gene Ontology annotation, molecular function: DNA binding. NCBI's taxonomy places the organism in Eukaryota, Metazoa, Chordata, Mammalia, Chiroptera, Vespertilionidae. The transcript has a single exon.